UGCGCUGAGGGGCCUGGAUCUAUUAUAGAAAGAAAACAAUCAAGAUGGCUGCAACACGGCAGUUCUGGUUACUUGUUGUAAUUUUCACGAUAUUCACGAGUUGGAUCUCUACGAAAGCCAGUUUAAAUAAGAGAAAGAAUGUCUUGGUCAUUAUUGGAGACGAUGCAGGUUUUGAAACACAGGUGUACAACAACAUGGUUUGCAAAACUCCCAACAUAAACGCCCUAGCUAAACGUAGUGUUAUUUUUAGGAACGCCUUCACUUCAGUCAGUAGUUGUUCUCCAAGCCGCUCAGCCAUAUUGACAGGCCUUCCUCAGCAUCAGAAUGGUAUGUAUGGCCUUCACCAGGCAGUGCAUCACUUUAAUUCAUUUGAUGCAGUCAAAAGCCUACCUUUGCUCUUACAGAAGUCAAAUGUGCGAACUGGAAUCAUUGGAAAAAAACAUGUUGGGCCUGAAAUGGUUUAUCCAUUUGAAUUUUCUUACACAGAAGAGCAUCAUUCCAUUCUUCAAGUGGGACGUAACAUAACUCACAUGAAAGAAUUGACUCGCAAAUUUUUUCAAGGAUCACAGGAUGACUCACAACCUUUCUUUUUGUACAUUGGCUUCCAUGACCCUCAUCGGUGUGGGCACACCCAUCCUGAAUAUGGAAAUUUUUGUGAGAAAUUUGGAAAUGGUGACCCAGGUAUGGGCCUGAUACCUGACUGGAAACCUGUACACUACUCCCCUGAUGAGGUGAUCGUUCCAUACUUUGUACAGGACACUCCUGUCGCACGGCAGGACAUUGCUGCUCAGUACACAACAAUCAGCCGCCUUGAUCAAGGGAUAGGGCUGAUCUUGGAGGAGCUUCGCCAGGCAGGUUUUGAGGAGAACACUUUGGUUAUCUAUAGCUCUGAUAAUGGUAUCCCCUUCCCCACGGGUCGAACAAACCUCUUUGAUCCUGGUAUGGCAGAACCCUAUCUUGUGUCAUCCCCUUAUGCCCGUGAACGUUGGGGUCAGUUCAGUGAUGCUGUGGUGAGCCUAUUGGAUAUAGUGCCUACUGUGUUGGAUUGGUUUGGAAUUGAUUACCCCACUUACAAGUUGUUUGGACCCAACAACGUGCAACUGACGGGAAAGUCUGUAUUAUCAGUGUUACAUCAGGAACCGCAGUCAGGAUGGGAUACUGCUUUUGCCAGUCACAACUUACAUGAAGUGACAAUGUAUUAUCCAAUGAGGGUUAUUCGAAACACCUCUUUCAAACUGAUAUACAACCUCAACUACAAGAUGCCAUUCCCCAUAGAUCAAGACUUCUUUUUAUCACCCACCUAUCAAGACCUAUUGAACCGAACCCAAGAAGGGAGACCCACCGGGUGGUUUCGCACACUGGAUCAGUAUUAUUAUCGAGCUGAGUGGGAACUUUAUGACUUGAAGACUGAUCCCGAGGAGCUGACAAACCUGUUUGGUAAACCUGCUUAUAAGGAUGUGUUUAAUGAAUUGCAUGGCAAGCUAAGGGCUUGGCAAAAUAUUACAAAUGACCCAUGGAUUUGCUCGCCUGGUAGUGUACUUGAACAAAAAGGAAGGUUUCCACCUACAGUGGAAAACAGAUUGCAAGCAGCCAUGGUGAAAGUCACUGAGAGUGAUUAUCUUCUUAAGCAGGACGUGCCAGCUAUUUUGAUUGUAAGGAGCUUUCAUAUCAUGGUGAUAGGCUAAAGGGACAAAGAAGUCCAGAUUUAAGCCAUCCACAGGGGAUAAUUAACAUCAAUCCUUUACCUUUAUUUUCUGAGAAUACCAAAAUUUUGUAUAACAGUUUUGUAUAAGAUAUAAUCUAAUAUCUUAUAAUUUGUAGUUGCAGUAAUUUAUAGAAAUGGCUUUAAAAAUAAAAUGGCUGCAUGAGUAAUAGAACUCUGGUCCAGUGUUUAUCCAUCACAUCUUAGAUUAGAGACAGACAAGACAAUAAUAUCCAAACAGAAAGAGCUGAACAGCAUUAAACAUGUUCUCUAGUCACCUAGUAUGUUUCUCUACAUAUUCAAAGAAGCGUACAUAAAUGUUUUGUAUAAUUCAUGACAUUAAGCUAGCUAGGCUGAGGUCUAAGAAAAAUUACAAGGAGCAUAGAGGUUCCUAACCAUGAAAUCAUGGGUGCCCAGCACUUAAGCUUAUGUGGAAAAAGUAAGUUUUUCCAGUUGCCCAAAGGCGAAAUUUAGUCAUCUGUGGCACCUGGGUGCUUCGAGAGCACAGCCCUGGCUAGUCUUGGUGUUAGAAACAGGAUAACAGUUAUGGAUAGCAAACUACCAGGGAGAGUAUAGUGUUGGAACCUCUACAAGGUAACCAAUCUGACAAGUACGACUUAGUGCUUAAGAAUGAUUUUUCUAAGGUUUCUGGUAUAUUCUUUAUGUGUUCCUAGAAUUUAAUUCAAAUGAGGAUAUGCGUAGUACUGUACUUGAUGUAUGGUUGUAUUUAUGUGAUGAAAUGUGUGUCACCAACAAAAUUUGGCAUGUUAUUUACUUUGCUAGUAAAAUCCUGAAUGUAAUAAUAUUCUUUCUCUGCUAAAGUUAAUUUGCGUGCUGUGAUUUCUCUGCCAGUUAGCACUUGCACUUGUCAAACAAAUUGGCCAACAUUUUGGAUAGUCUCCUUCACAGCUCUUGUUUGUGUUGUCACACAAAGCUUUUGUUAUUUGGGUUGUCACACAACACUUCUGCCUGGUUGUGUGAUGACCCCAAUAACAUUACUGAAUAGGAGACUGCAUUUUGAACAGAUGGUGACAUGGGGCUAAAGAUGCAUCAAUUAAUUGUUAAUGUAUACAAACAAAUUGUUUGAGGGAUAGGAAUGAAUACUUUCUGAAAAGGACUCUUAUGAGGAGAGAAUUGACGGUUUAUAAUUUGCUAGUGGGACCUGUAUCCAGUGACAAAUGUCCAAUACAUGUAUAUGAUGGCCUUAAAAUGCAUGA
Molecule: messenger RNA, 2919 nt
Organism: Orbicella faveolata
Lineage: Eukaryota; Metazoa; Cnidaria; Anthozoa; Scleractinia; Merulinidae
Product: N-sulfoglucosamine sulfohydrolase-like
Biological process (GO): glycosaminoglycan catabolic process; heparan sulfate proteoglycan catabolic process
Molecular function (GO): N-sulfoglucosamine sulfohydrolase activity
Source: RefSeq, a predicted model, not a curated record